Messenger RNA from Clunio marinus, 207 nucleotides. Lineage: Eukaryota; Metazoa; Arthropoda; Insecta; Diptera; Chironomidae. The record is from the annotation of a GenBank genome assembly.
AUGACCAUUCAGAGACAAAAGAGUGCUUUAAGAGGCUUCUUUGCAUUUCCUAUUGCACGAUGUCAUGAUUUAGUUCAUAAUCGUAAAUUAACAUCACAAAUAUUAUGGAUACGAAAUAACAAAGUUGGUUCUCUAGAAAUUCAUAUCUUGAUUUCCAAGUCAGUAGUAAAAGUCAUUCUGCCACUCAAAAUAAGUAAAACUUCUUAA